ACAGACAUCUUGCAUGUGUUUUUUGGUGAAGCGUUACGUAAAGAGAGCAGACAGACAAUACUGUAUUAGAUGUCGUUUUAACUUCAGCAAAGCAUAAUUGUACUGGUAUAAAAGCUAUCUUGUGGCUUAUUUGUUCUAUGAAUUAUGUUUUAGUUGCACGCAAUAUGUUUCAGGCUGACUCCACCUGCUGGUUUAAGCAUCUUGAGCACAUUAUUACACGCAACGUCAUCGGCUGACUGCUGGCUGUACACUAGUUGAACUGACACUGAAGAAGGUGGAUCAGUGCGUCAACUCACGAGUUUUUAUUUAAAAAGGCUCAGUUUGAAGGAUUAUAUUACCAGAUAUUUCUUUCUCCAAGCUUCAACAUCGAUUGUGUUUAGUUUUCUGGAUUUCAGACAGCGCGUGGUGUUAAAGCAGCAUGUCAAGGUCAGAUUUCCCUCCGGGUUACGAUGAUUCGCGGCUGCUCUCUAACCCUCAGCCUGGAGGAGGUUACCCUGCUUCUGUCCCCCCAUAUGGCUUCAACGCAUACGGGGGACAGCCACCUUACCCACAGCCCAAUGAUCCAUACCGAGGCCAGCCUGCGGACGCAUACGGGGGACAGCCACCUUACCCACAGCCCAAUGAUCCAUACCGAGGCCAGCCUGCGGGAUACCCCCCGCCAAGUAUACCUGUCAUCCCCGUCAUUCCUCCUGGUUUAGGUGAUAAUGAAGGAUUUACCACAACAGGAGGAUUUGACGAUAUUAGUGUCCGUCACACUUUUAUACGAAAAGUUUAUCUGAUCCUCGGUGCGCAGCUUCUGGUCACAGCUACCAUCGUGGCUAUUUUCACAUUUGUGGAACCUGUAGGAGUGUUUGUGAGGAAAAAUCCAGCCAUUUACUGGGUUUCAUAUGCUGUCUAUUUUGUCACUCACUUGGUAUUGGUUUGCUGUCAGGGACCCAGGAGGCGUUUCCCAUGGAACCUGAUCCUGUUGGCCAUUUUUACACUGGCCUUAUCGUUCAUGACUGGAAAUAUAGCAAGCUAUUACAGCACUAAGGCAGUUUUCCUGGCCCUGGGCAUCACUGUUCUUGUGUCUGUUGCGGUGACAGUGUUCUGCUUCCAAACUAAGGUGGAUUUCACUAAAUGUUCAGGUUUUUUCUGUGUCCUCGGAAUCGUAGUGUUUGUGACUGGCAUCAUCACGGCUAUCGUGCUGUCAUUCAAAUACAUCCCAUGGCUUCACAUGCUCUAUGCAGCAAUAGGGGCCAUUGCAUUCACUCUGUUUCUGGCCUAUCAUACCCAGCUGCUCAUCGGGAAUAGGAAGCUCUCCAUCGGGCCAGAGGAGUAUGUGUUUGCGGCUCUCUCCCUUUAUGUUGACAUUGUCCAGAUCUUCAUCUUCCUUUUGCAAAUUAUUGGAUAUGCAGAGAGAUAGAAGCUUUAAGCUGGCCGAUGGACCUUUUCUGUUUUGUCAUUGUUUAUGCACUGUGCAGUGUCUUCUCAAUCCAGACCUAACUAACAUGUACUCAAAUAAUACAGAACUUGUAAAACAUAUCUAGCUUUAUACUGCUGAAACAACUGGUAAGGAAUGAAUAUCAUUUCCAUGAUUUACUAACAAUAUGCAUAUGUUCCAAUAAAAUGAGUGAUAUUAUAUAGCCAUUACUUUGUCAUGGAAAUGGAAGCUGUCUAUUAGAAGUGGAUCUGUAUUAGGCACAUUUCUACUGUAUAGACUUAUAUAGCUAUAUAGCUGUAUUUACUAAAUAUAUUUCAUGUGUGUGUGGUACAUUUUGGUCGAGGGUAUAGCUUUUCUGCUUUGUACAUACAAUAACUGUAUUUUAGUUUAUGAAUUUAGAAUAUUUAUCACAGAUAUCUUUAUAUACAAUAUAAAAGUCUACAUCAAAUAUUGUGCUUUAAUUUUGGGAAAUAAAUUCCUUUACUUAAUGAAUUUGAUACUACACUUAACUAAAUGUCACAGAUUAUAUGAUAUACAAUGGUGCCUUUCCUUUGUUUGGCACCAAUGAUACACCAUGAAUAAAUAGUCAUAAAAAGUGUUAACUACAUAUAAAUGGAUUGUUAUAUAUUUGAAUUGUAUAAACAAAAUAAACCUGUAUUUUCUGUUACAAUGUUCUCAUGCCACAUGUUGAACAACAAUGGCUAAAGUUUGAUAUGUAAUCAAUGUUAUUGUGAGGAUUAUCAUAAUAAAAGGAACACAAGUAUUA
Molecule: messenger RNA, 2189 nt
Organism: Sinocyclocheilus anshuiensis
Lineage: Eukaryota; Metazoa; Chordata; Actinopteri; Cypriniformes; Cyprinidae
Product: protein lifeguard 3-like
Exons: 13
Coding region: 419-1405 (328 amino acids)
Biological process (GO): negative regulation of apoptotic signaling pathway
Cellular component (GO): membrane; endoplasmic reticulum; Golgi apparatus
Source: RefSeq, a predicted model, not a curated record